This is a messenger RNA of Tribolium castaneum (red flour beetle), 1408 nucleotides long. RefSeq lists its product as uncharacterized. Bases 245 to 1357 code for a protein of 370 amino acids. The transcript has 8 exons. The record is from RefSeq and is a predicted model, not a curated record. NCBI's taxonomy places the organism in Eukaryota, Metazoa, Arthropoda, Insecta, Coleoptera, Tenebrionidae.
UGUUUCGCCCCAAACGUUACGUCGAUUGAUUAAGGGAUGAAAUUCACAAACAUCCAAUUAAAGCUGUAACGCGAUUUGCAAGUUUUCCAGCAAUCGAUAUAUGUUUCAACAAGCGAUAAAUUUGACAAUCACGUGUAAAGUGUAAAUAAACAGUGCGCACAGCAAAUGCCAAGUUGGAGCCGGAAAAGUCAAGUGAUGAUUGGGAAAGUCGGGAGGAAUACCUUGGGAGGUUGUGACGUUACAAAUGUUUGUUUUUUUGUGGUUGCUGCUUUGGGUGGGUUUCAGACGUGCCGAGGCUUACAUAGAAACGGUCUUCGUCAGCGGCUGUGAAUCCUGCAAACUCUACUUGACCUGCCGUCACCUAUCGUCGAUCAUCGCCGUGCUGGAGGCCGAUUUUACGCCCGAUUACAACACCACUGCUUUAGUUCCUACCUAUUUUCCACCAGUACACCCAAGGCAAGCAUUAAACAAGAGGUGCUCAGGGGUGAAUCACUGCAGCUUCAUUCUCACCGAGGAUUGUCCCGAUGCACAUUUGUGGGGCACUGGCCGGCUGAGGGUCAAAUACGUCUGCAUAUCAGAAAACGAGAUUAGGAAGUUCUGUAACAGCGAGAUCCUCCUCUCCGGCCCCUCCGAGGGUUUUAUCCACAACCCGGGCUACCCCCGAUUUUACUCCAGCCAGAGACAAUGCCGCUGGAAGCUGCGAGCCCCUCGAGAGCAACGCAUUCGUGUCACUGUUUUGGACAUCUCCAUCACUGCCGACAGGAUAACGCAUCCUGAUGAAUGCAGCGACCGGCUUGAGAUUCUCGAUUCGGGCCAGUUGGUCCAAACCACGUGCAAGCCCCAAGACCCCCCGCUGGAGGUGGUGUCAGAGAGCGAGUUCGUGGAGGUGGUGCUGGUCUCGGCCCAUUCGCUAGUGCCCCUCAGAGGCGUGCUUAUACACUACACUGCCGUGGGGUGUCCCACCCCCGACGCCCCUGAAGACGGCUACCUGGUCUAUAGGAACGAAACAGCUGCAGAAUACAGGUGCUGCAUCAAUCGGGCCUUUGAAGACGACGGACAAAAAACCAAAAUCAUCAACUGCGAGGGGGCCAAGUGGGACGUCGACCUCCCUCUGCCCAACUGUACUAAAAAACUUCAACAAAAGCCUCUGCUAACUGUUCAAGACAUCGGAAAAUCGAAAAAUAUCGAAAUGGUUUCAGAUGUUUUAGCACCGGCCUUACUCAUAGCGGCUUUAUUUUUGAUAAAUUUUAUGGUUCUAUUUUACAUUUAUAAAAUUAAGCAAAAACACGCUGAAGAAUUUGCUGACGAAGAAUUAGGAACGUUGCCACUGUCAAGUUGUGAGAAAGCCUCGCCUUGAAUUAUUUAUUUGUAAAAAUGACACUUUUAUAAUAAAAGUUUUAUUUAAUAA